UUUGGAGAUGAUUUGGACAGCAGGACCUUCAAAGCCAAUGCACUCACAGAAUGUCUUUCCCACACCAGGAAUUCCCAUUGCCAGACUUUGGCUGGAUGGAGGAAGAGAAGGCUGUGAGGAGGAGGAAGUUGUCCCGGGAACCCCAGGCAGACAAGGAGGCCAGGGAGGACAAAUCCCCUCAGCAGAACCUCGUGGAAGAGGCUGUUUUGAGCGGCUCCAUGGCACAGGAAUGCAACGGGGAGGAAAAGGCGCGGAGAUCCCGCCCGAGGAGGGGCUCCAAACCCAUGCCAGGGUGCUCCGAGGAGGAAGGACCCACCCUGUGUCAGGAAGGCAGCCAGAGAUGUGGCCAGAGCUCUGAGCUGGUGGUGCAUGAACAGCUUCACAAUGGCAAGAAGCUGCACCAGUGCUCGGAAUGUGGGAAGAGUUUCUGUGCAAAGUCCAGCCUGGUCCGGCACCAGAAGAUCCACACUGGAGAACGGCGCUACGAGUGUGGGAAAUGUGGGAAGCGCUUCAGAGACACCUCUGACCUGCUCCGCCACCAGAGAGUCCACACUGGGGAGCGGCCCUAUGAGUGUGGGGAGUGUGGGAAGAGCUUUGCUGACAGCUCCAACCUGAUUGUCCACAAGAGGAUCCACACUGGGAAACGGCACUAGAAAUGUGGAGAAUGUGGGAAAGGCUUCAUGAAGAGCUCCCACCUCAAACACCACCAGAUGCUGUGCACUGGAAUCUGACCCUGUGUGUGUGGGGAGAGCGGGAACAGCUUCUGUGACAGCUCUGGCCUGAUCAUGCAGCAGACAGUGCACACUGGGGAAUGCCUCUACACGUGCUCAGAAUGUGGGAAGAGCUUCAUCCAGCACUCCAAGCUGUUUGUCCACCGGCAGAUGCACAGUGGAGAGAGGCCCUAACAGUGUCCUGAGUGUGGGAAGAGCUUCUCCCAGAGCUGUGCCGUGGCCCAAGAGCAAUGGAGGCAGCAGGAAGGGAAGCCCUACAAGUGCCCUGAGUGCGGGAAGAGCUUUGAGCGCUGCUCCAACUCCGUCCCCCGUUGGAGGAGCCCAUUGGAUGAUCCCCAGUGAGCCCCAUUGGGCAGAGCCUUGGGGAUCCACGGUCCUGGUGAUCCAUGGUGGGAAGACAGCUGGCUGGUGGUCUCCACAUCUUCCUGGCCCCCUGUGGGCACCUGGAUGCAAAAGGAGCUCAAGGGGACGUGGCCAUGGAUGGUGACAUGGACAUGG
Messenger RNA from Prinia subflava (tawny-flanked prinia), 1229 nucleotides. RefSeq names its product zinc finger protein 3 homolog. Gene Ontology annotation, molecular function: DNA-binding transcription factor activity, RNA polymerase II-specific; RNA polymerase II cis-regulatory region sequence-specific DNA binding. NCBI's taxonomy places the organism in Eukaryota, Metazoa, Chordata, Aves, Passeriformes, Cisticolidae. Gene Ontology annotation, biological process: regulation of transcription by RNA polymerase II. Bases 51 to 653 code for a protein of 200 amino acids. Gene Ontology annotation, cellular component: nucleus. The transcript is spliced from 2 exons. The record is from RefSeq and is a predicted model, not a curated record.